Messenger RNA from Sphaeramia orbicularis (orbiculate cardinalfish), 3249 nucleotides. RefSeq lists its product as uncharacterized. The record is from RefSeq and is a predicted model, not a curated record. The transcript has 2 exons. NCBI's taxonomy places the organism in Eukaryota, Metazoa, Chordata, Actinopteri, Kurtiformes, Apogonidae. The coding region runs from base 1532 to 2560 and encodes 342 amino acids.
GCAGCUUUUUUCUGGAAACAACAGGAAAAUGAGGCUGAGAAAAUGGAAGCUUCUCUAUGAGGUUCACUCAGGUUAAGGUGAUGCUUUUAGUCUGAACUGAAAAUGUUUCAUUUAUUAAUUAGAGAAUACGGAAAUAUUCCCAGUGGAAGAAGAGUUUAUCACUUUUUAAGGGUGUUUCAACACCUUCUCGGGUAUUUUCAGCUCCAUCGUGUGUGAUUACAACCACUGUGAAUUUUACUGUCGGAGAAACUCUAAGAUUUAACCUUUGGAUGGAUGAAUGGAGAAAAAUGACAAAUGACGAUAUGAACUAUUCUGAGGCGUAGGGUUUAAUCUUAACAUGUUUUUCCUGUUGCCAUCAGUUCUCGAUGACCUACCGCCAGUUGUUUUCUCCGUUACCUGUGAAUAAAAAGCCGACUGUGCAAAGCGCUCGCUGAUGUUAAUUCACUCUGUGAAUAAUUGAUGUCAGUCCCGUCUGAAAGAAGCUUUUAAAACUCAUAAAGUCAGCAGUUUAUGGCCCGAUGUUUGUUUGUUGUUUGGAUUCAUUCAUUUAUUCAUGUUUGUUUACAUGUCUAAACGACGAUGAUAAUGAUGAGCAUCUUUCAAAAUAAAAGCUCUGUUGAAUAAAUGACAAAUAAAUAGAACAUGAUGAAAAGGGAGUUUUCCAGUUUUUUUAGGACGUCUUUUUUUUUCUUACAUCUUGUGAGUUUUAGAGAAUUUGUCAUAAAUAUACCCUCCUUUUCUUUCCCUUUUUUUUUUUUUUUUUUUUUUUUACUGCUUUAGCCGAUACAAAGUUGUAAUGAAGUCUACCCCGUAAUACAAAUAAAAACCCACCUAGAAGUAAAACCAAAACAAAACCAGCUCAUUUACUCGUAUCUGGACUCAAACUAAACUGAAAACCAAAAACAAACUGAAAAUCUCAAUAAAAAAUGGAACAUUAGUCUAAAACAUUUAAGUGAUAUAAGAAACACAAGGAAAAAAAUGAUGAAAAAGAUACAAAAAUAAGAAAUAGGCCCGAUGUUUGUUUGUUUGUUGUUUGGAUUCAUUAAUUUAUUACUGUUUGUUUACAUGUCUAAAUGAUGAUGAUGAUGAAUAUAUGAUGAAGGAAUUUAAUCCGGAUGCAGCAUCUGUUUCUAAAGACUCUCCUGGUUGUUCGUUAUUACUUUAUAUAGUUUCGAUAUUUCUGCUUCCUGUCAUUAUUUCCCUUUCACAUAUAUCUGUAUUUUAUACAUUCAUCACAUUUUAAAACAGCCUCAUUAUUGUAGUUUUAUUGUAUUUUAGGAGAAUAAUUAAGUUAAACACAAAUGGAUGGAAAAGACAAAAUGAUCAUGAUGUAGAUGAUGUAGAAAAGCAAAAGAUGAAAAUGACUUAACUGAAGGCAAUGUGAGGAAUGUAAAAGAUGCACAAAAGGUGAAAAAAACAUGAAAAUGGUUUAAUGUAGAGGACUAAAACAACAAAUGAAGUUCAAACAUGAAAGCUACACAACAGAUGCACAAAGUCCAAAACAAUUUCAAAGACGUGAUGUUGAAACAGCAUGAAAGCUGUAAAACAGAUGAAAACAAUGGAAAAGACACAAGAUGAACAUAACCUAAAAUACACUGUGGACACGUGUUUGUUCUACUGGAGGACACUGUGGACAUGUGUCUGUUCUAGGACACUGUGGACAUGUGUUUGUUCUACUGUAGGACACUGUGGACAUGUCUCUGUUCUACUGGAGGACACUGUGGACAUGUGUUUGUUCUACUGGAGGACACUGUGGACAUGUCUCUGUUCUACUGGAGGACACUGUGGACAUGUGUUUGUUCUACUGGAGGACACUGUGGACAUGUAUCUGUUCUACUGGAGGACACCGUGGAUAUGUGUCUGUUCUACUGGAGGACACUGUGGACAUGGAUCUGUUCUACUGGAGGACACUGUGGAUAUAUGUCUGUUCUACUGGAGGACACUGUGGACAUGGGUCUGUUUUACUGGAGGACACUGUGGACAUGUGUCUGUUCUACUGGAGGACACUGUGGACAUGUGUCUGUCUUUCUACUGGAGGACACUGUGGACAUGUGUCUGUUCUUCUACUGGAGGACACUGUGGACCUGUGUCUCUUCUACUGGAGGACACUGUGGACAUGUGUCUGUUCUACUGGAGGACACUGUGGACAUGUGUCUGUCCUUCUACUGGAGGACACUGUGGACCUGUGUCUCUUCUACUGGAGGACACUGUGGACAUGUGUCUGUUCUACUGGAGGACACUGUGGACAUGUCUCUGUUCUACUGAAGGACACUGUGGACAUGGAUCUGUUCUACUGAAGGACACUGUGGACAUGGAUCUGUUCUACUGGAGGACACUGUGGACAUGGAUCUGUUCUACUGAAGGACACUGUGGACAUGUGUCUGUCCUUCUACUGGAGGACACUGUGGAUAUGUGUCUGUUCUUCUACUGUAGGACACUAUGGACAUGUGUCUGUUCUACUGGAGGACACUGUGGACAUGUGUCUGUUCUACUUGAGGACACUGUGGACAUGUGUCUGUUCUACUUGAGGACACUGUGGACAUGUGUCUGUUCUACUUGAGGACACUGUGGACCACCUCAUCCCGUCUUUAAAUGGACGUUUCUUCUUCUGUGGUGCCUGGUCCAGUAGUCCCCUGUGGACUCUGCUGUCUGUGCGGUGCAGCCCAGGGGUCAAAGGUCACGUCUUGUGGUUUGUCAGAGCUUUUAACCCCGUUGACCCGGUCCUGACCCUGCAGGCGAGGCGGCCGGUCGAUGGGAUGCGGUUGCCACGGCGACUCUUGUAACCCUCCACCUUGUGUCGAGAUGUGAACCCAGAGACACGAACAGUUAUCACAAAUUAUUAAAUAUGUUCUAAUUAAUAACCUGGGCUUUAAUUAUUACAGCAGAAGUUUUAAUUAAACCUAUUCCCAGGGUGAAGCAGGAUGACUGUUGUGUUAUUAAUGACCCAGCUCCGUCUAAUUACUGCUCUAAUGCGUUAAUGGCCGGGUCACUGAUUGGAUUUUUUUUUUACCAUAUUACACUUCAGUUAGCGAUUCCACUGCGUAGUGUAACAUAUUAGGUUACCGUGGUAACCAGGGUGCUGGCAGUCCUCCUCACCGUUCAUUAAUAACGUCACCUCAACGCCUCACAAAUGUGGUCCAGGUUUGAUGGUACAUUUGAAAGUCAGUCUGAGCAUCUUUCAAAAUAAAAGCUCUGUUGAAUAAAUGACAAAUAAAUAGAACGAGAUGAAAGGGAGUUUUCCAGUUUUUU